This is a messenger RNA of Prorocentrum cordatum, 1431 nucleotides long. Lineage: Eukaryota; Dinophyceae; Prorocentrales; Prorocentraceae. The record is from the annotation of a GenBank genome assembly.
GCAGAAGAAUUCGUUCAGCGCUUCUUUGAGGCGCAACAAGAUUUCAACCUUGUAUCUUGCGAGCUUCUCCUGCCGCCCGGCAGCGUUGGCUUCGUCGUCGAGAUGAACGGGGCCGGCCUGGCCUGGCUCAUGGACGCCUUCCCUGUCUUCAUCGCCGUUAGCUCUCAGGCUGCCCGCGGAGGGCGCGCUGUCACGAUUGCGAUCGGCGGGCCGAGGGCUUACGUUCCCAGCGCUGUUCGAGAGGCAGUCGCAUGGCUUCUGGCGGGUCCGCGCGUAGCCGCGGCCCCUGCAUCGAGCGCCUUCCCUCGGCGACUGGGCGGGGGACUUCCAGAGUCGCCGGUGGACCUCGCGAGCACGCAAGAGUACGGUUCCCCUCCCGAUGUCGUCAGUGGCCUCGCGGCGGAACGCGCGGAAGAGGCGGCCGAUGGGCUGUCCCCCACGCAGCCGGCGUUGAGCCGGAGCACGGAGCUGUGCGUGGAACACCUGGCAGUGGCCGCCGGCGAUGCGACGGCCGUGGCUGGAAGCAGGCGUGCGCGGCAGUCGCUUGGAGCUCGCCGCGUGGUUGGCGCGCUCGAGAAGGACGAGCCUUUCGUGGUCAUCCGCAGUUUCGGCCGCGCCGGCGUCCUCGAGAGCAUGGCCCUGUCCUUCUUCGAGAAGGCUGCCGCCCCCGUUUUCCUCGCGCUCUGCCCCGAGGACCCGUCCUUUCACGAGUACAUGGAAGUCUGCGGCGCGCAAGGGGAGGACGUGUACGGGAAGUGCGUCUCUCGAGUGCUGCUUGUGCCGUCCGGGACCGCCAGGGCAACGCGCAGCUUGCUCGCGAUCGCUCGGGAGGCAGGCCGCGAGGGCGUUUUCGUCUGCGACGACAACGUGAAAGGCUUCUUCGUGCAUACCUCCGGGGCUAAGCGCGAUCCCGAGGCUGCUCCUGCGAAGACGUACCUCACUCCGGCCCAGGUGCGGCAGUGGUUGCGGGGGAUCCCGCAGGACGUUCGAGACUCCGGCAGUGUAGCUGCCAGCUGCCACACGAUCCAGAUGGGGCCCGGCAAGUACCGGCAGGCAGUCUUCCAGCGGGCCCACGAUAGCAGACGCGUUCGUUCGCGUGACUUGCCCUCCGUGCUCGAGGCCCACGUCUCUCAGGGAUGUUUGUACGGGGCUUUCUCCUACCUCGCCGUGGGGUUGGGCCCGGGGUGCCUUCCCGCGGACUGCGCUGGCGCCAACCCGCGGUGCGAUUCGGAGUUGACUGUCCGGCUGUGGAUGCUCGGCCACUCCUGGCUCCGUUAUCGCAUCUCCGCAGACAAGGUGAGUUGCGCCGGCGGCCAGUUGGCGCUGUUCAAAGGGUCCGAGGCGAAGCGGGUCGCCAACGAGAAACGCAACGAGCGCCGCAUUCUCAAGUGGGCUCUCAAGGACGCCCGGGAAUGUCCCGGCCAAACUUGA